Messenger RNA from Rhinolophus ferrumequinum (greater horseshoe bat), 1693 nucleotides. RefSeq names its product peptidylprolyl isomerase C (gene PPIC). Lineage: Eukaryota; Metazoa; Chordata; Mammalia; Chiroptera; Rhinolophidae. The record is from RefSeq and is a predicted model, not a curated record. Gene Ontology annotation, molecular function: peptidyl-prolyl cis-trans isomerase activity. The transcript has 5 exons. Gene Ontology annotation, cellular component: intracellular membrane-bounded organelle. Bases 434 to 1186 code for a protein of 250 amino acids. Gene Ontology annotation, biological process: protein folding; protein peptidyl-prolyl isomerization.
AGUGACUCGCUGCAACUUCCCCUCGUGCGGGCCAGGGAGAUGGGGGAGCUUUGGGGAUGGGGACCUCUGUGACGGGUGGCGGAGAGUGAGCCGAGGACGGGAGGCGGUGGCGGGGCUGGUGAGAGGGGCUACCCGCGUGCUGUGGGGGGGUGGCGCUCUCCGGGAUGACUUGGGGGCGCUGGCCCGAGUCCCGACGCGCCCCCGCCGCCUGCUUUUUGAACUUAAUCUCCCGGGUCCUUGGUUCGACGUGACCAGCCCAGGGGCGAGGAGGAGCUUCCGGAACCGGUGGACCUUCUCUCCAGGAAGGAGACAUGCCUUCGGCGUGGCGGGGACUCGGGAACCGAAGCAGGAAAACUGCGGGAGGGACGGGGAUGGGCGGAGGAGACGCGCCCCGAGCCCGGGGCGGGGGGUGCUGCUGGUCCGCCCCCUGCGGAUGUCACUAGGCUUGGAAGAGCCAAGGUCCAGCCGCUGUCGUGGUGGUGUCCCGGCAGGCAGGCGUUACAAUCCGUGCUCAAGGAGAGGCUGUCCUCCUCUCCUGAGGAACCUUCGCCCUCCCCCCGGAGGGAGAAGGGCGCUUGUAGACUUCGGCGGCGGCUGGGCCGACCCUGGGCUUGGCCUGGUGCUGGCAGGCUCCGGGGGCACCCGUCUAACUGAAUGCCGGCCUGUUUUCUUUGAUGUGAGGAUUGGAGACAAAGAUGUUGGCAGAAUUGUGAUUGGCCUCUUUGGAAAAGUUGUGCCCAAGACUGUGGAAAAUUUUGUCGCUCUGGCAACAGGAGAGAAAGGAUAUGGAUAUAAAGGAAGCAAAUUUCAUCGCGUCAUCAAAGAUUUCAUGAUUCAAGGAGGAGACUUCACCAAUGGAGAUGGCACUGGCGGUAUAAGCAUCUAUGGUGAGACAUUUCCAGAUGAGAACUUCAAACUGAAGCAUUAUGGCAUUGGGUGGGUCAGCAUGGCCAAUGCUGGGCCUGACACCAAUGGCUCUCAGUUCUUUAUCACCUUGACCAAGCCCUCCUGGUUAGAUGGCAAGCAUGUGGUAUUUGGAAAAGUCAUCGAUGGAAUGACAGUGGUCCACUCCAUAGAACUUCAGGCAACUGAUGGGCACGAUCGUCCACUCACCGACUGUUCCAUCAUCAACAGUGGCAAGAUCGACGUGAAAACACCCUUUGUGGUUGAGGUCGCUGAUUGGUGAUGCAACUGGCAGAAAACAAGGAACGUACUCUAUCAAGGGUUGUGUGCGUGCGUGUGUGCGUGUCUUUUGAGUCUUCAGAGUUACUGUUUUGCUUUGUCUUUUUACCUUCUUCUGUUUUCCAUUCCAUAUCAUAGGAAAGUUAUAAAAGCAAGCGCUGAGUUUGCUUUGCAUGAAUUGCGGUAAGUCACUUGUUUAGGGACUUGGCACAAAAAGACAUACCCCUUUCCUUCAAUGGUGCUAUUUUUAUACUAGAAGACUUUGUAUUUGCUAUUUUCUUUUGAAGAACACAGUCAAUUAUUUUGCUGAAUUAACUACGAUCCCCAAGUUAAGUGAUGCUGAAGAUUUGUCAGAAAAAGCUGGGGAAUGAAGUUUAUUAUUUUAUAUUUAAACCGAAAUUCUUUUCAGGUAAAGGGAGAUUUGAUUAUAAUCUGACAUAUGUCAUAGGCACCUUUACCUGAUGAAAGGUGCUUUGGUGUUCUCUGUAUUAAAUACUUUUUAUGUAAUCAA